Molecule: messenger RNA, 390 nt
Organism: Pochonia chlamydosporia 170
Lineage: Eukaryota; Fungi; Ascomycota; Sordariomycetes; Hypocreales; Clavicipitaceae
Exons: 1
Coding region: 1-390 (129 amino acids)
Source: RefSeq, a predicted model, not a curated record
AUGGGCUUCCCCAGAAGAAACAAUAUUAAUACCACCACCCUGUCAAUGACAUUUACAAGCCAAUUCGCCAUAGGUGCAAUAAAGGAUAUACAUGUGAUAAUGCUGCAAGUAGGCUUUACAGGAGCGCCCACAAAUCAGCCGGCGCUUGUGAAGGUUAGGGGAGGGCGCCAAUGUAGAAAAGAACAGCAAAAGACAGCAUACUCCAACAGUCUGCAGACCGCUUUACGAGUUGCCGGAGGUCUAUGCCAGAUGCAAACAUUGAAAAAAGUGUCAAAAAAGAUAACACAAAAGACAAAACACCGAAACCAGUGCGACCGGACCCUUGCAAAACUUGUAGAAACAACGCCCCGUACAUGUUGGCUCAAUCAUUCGAAUUAUGUUGCUUGUUGA